Molecule: messenger RNA, 1100 nt
Organism: Microbotryum saponariae
Lineage: Eukaryota; Fungi; Basidiomycota; Microbotryomycetes; Microbotryales; Microbotryaceae
Source: the annotation of a GenBank genome assembly
AUGUUUGCGGCGAUGAAAACCGAUGUCUUCAUCGACGAUUCCGUUGACUUUGUCGAUCGCCUACCGGACGUGGACCGGCUCGAACAACUUCGUCUGUACGAGCUCGAUGAAGGGGGCGAGAUUUCCAUCACGUACACCUACCUCUAUGUUCUCAUCGAACAGAUGCUGCUACUGCGCGAGAAGCUUUUGUAUGAUCGAGAUCCCGAGUUUCUUCAUCUGUUCCCCGCCACAGUUCAUCGUCUUAUGCACGGUCCCGAUGUUAUGAAAAGAAUGGGGCCGCUUCGUGAGUACUCGGCUUGCGGAACGGAGACGAUGAUGGGUUACGUCAAAGGGGGGAUGAGAAGCAAGUCAAAACCCGUCAUUCGGCGGAGAUGCGGAGCAUGGUGAUGAUCCUUCGACUCAAGUACGACAUACCUACAAUGAACGAUCUCCGGGACAGUUCGCCGAGGGAUCAUGCCUUGCAUGCCCAGCUGCCGGGCUAGAAGCUGCACACGCUCAAGAAAACGGCGCGACACCCUUCGCAAACUUGACCGAAGAAGUCGCAGUCUUCCACGGAGGCAGUGUCAUGUCGAUAACUCUCUGGGGUCGAAUGCAAACGACUACACCAAGAACCAUCUAUGCGAUGGAAUUUGGCAGCUCGCUCGACGAAGGAUGGCGGCGCCUUGAGGGUGCAGGUGCAUCGGCAGUCACGUUGCUCGGAUCCGGUAACGAGAUGCGAAACACGCAAGGCACCGUUAACUGCAAGACGGCUAGAUUUAUGCGAGUGAGUACCACCAAAUCAACUCAUCACAUCUGAUUUCAGCGGAGAUAUUCUUGACAGCUCAUCUGGGAUCCACAGAUGUCAAUGGAGGCCGACAUUUCACAGCGCGCCGGCGAAGUUGUGUGUUUUGUUGAGCUAGGUGUAACAACGCUGAAGGAGAAGCGAUUGCUUUCGUUGGUCGAUGUUUUCCCAGUUGCCAUGGGACAUCCGGGGGUUGUACGAGAGAUUCGAUGUGGAUGGUCCUCGCACCCUCAGCCUGAUCGGCGUCGAGCGUCUCCGCCAACACGUGUCCAUCAUCUCGAAUACGGGAUGCGGCCGGGCCGCCUCCCACCGCGGCUGA